AUGAGAUUGAACAGCAAGAUCUCAAGCAUGCUGAGCGGUCAGCUGCCGUCGUAUUGCAUAAAGGAUACGAUUCAGUUUACAUUCGAUUUGGUCUACCUUGUAGAGCACCAAGUCGACAGUGGGCUCUCAUUUCGCAUGUUCGACAUCGAGUACGUCUUCAAGGGCGAGGAAAGCGGUGCGACCAAGGACAGGCUGUAUUGGGACCACUUCGAGCCGAGUCUCAAAGAGUCACAAAGAUUGGAGGUCAAAGCACAGAGAUUGCUGGAUCAGACGGACUUCUCUCUGGUCAGCGCGGCGCUCUCUCCUACGACGCCCACGGCGCUUUAA
Messenger RNA from Boeremia exigua, 327 nucleotides. RefSeq lists its product as uncharacterized. The coding region runs from base 1 to 327 and encodes 108 amino acids. The transcript is spliced from 2 exons. The record is from RefSeq and is a predicted model, not a curated record. NCBI's taxonomy places the organism in Eukaryota, Fungi, Ascomycota, Dothideomycetes, Pleosporales, Didymellaceae.